AUGUCUGGAUUUAGCGACGAGCAGCUGGCGGCCAUUCGGGCUCAGUUCCCCGCGCUUGCUGCGGCGGACAGUCCCACCAGCCCCACCUCUGGAUACAUCUUCGCCGAGAAUGCGGGCGGAAGUCAGGUGCUUUUGUCGGUGGCCGAGGCGAUCUCGUCGUACCUGUUGACGACGAAUGUGCAGAUGGCGUCGUAUGCGCUUGCGUCUCGAGCCGAGUCGCGCGUUUCGCACGGUGCCUGUGCGGCGGCUGCACUGCUGGGCGCCGAAUCGCCCGACGACGUUAUGCUUGGCCAGUCAGCCACCCAGCUCGUCUUCAGUCUGAGCAUGAUGCUCGAAACGCGCGUCUUGGCCGAUCGAGCCGCGGGCGCAGAGGGUGCCUGGCAGGAGGGAGACGAGAUCAUCAUCUCGGAUGCGGACCACGAGACCAACCGCGGUGCCUGGACUCGGCUCGCCACGCGACUGGGGCUCAAGCUCAAACACUGGCCCGUCACUCGCGUCUCGAACAGCGAGAGCAAGUACGCUGUGACUCUCGAUCCCAAGGUGUUGGAGACGCUCGUGACGAGCCACACGCGCGUAGUGGCGUUUACAGCGUGCUCGAACCUGCUCGGCGCAUUUACGGACAUCGGGUCUGCGACGCAGGUGGUGCGCAAAGUGGCCAAGGAUGCGCUGGUGUGUGUCGACUGUGUGGCUUUCGCACCGCACCGUCGCAUCACACCUCGCAGCUGGGACGUGGACGUAGCUUUCUUCAGCCUGUACAAGACGUACGGAGCGCACGUGGGUGCGAUGUACGUCGACCCGCGUGUGAAGGAGACCCAGUUGGCUCGACUCAACCACUUCUUCCUGCACACCCCGCACGCGCCCCCGGGCAUGUAUCCGUUCCAGACGAGCUCGGUGCAGUACGAGCUCAACUACUCGAUCGCUGCUGUGGCCGACUACCUCGUCUCUCUCGGCACAGCCAAGCAGGUCCCAUCAAAGGUCGACUGGAACGCACUCUUUGGUCGCGCCUCUUCCGAAGGCGAGCUGACGGCGCUUAGUAGGAGCGAGGUUGAUGAUGCGUUGGAUGCAGCGUAUGCGCGCGUGGCCGCGCACGAAACUACACUCCUGCAGGUGAUCAUGCCGGUGCUGUUGAAGUGGGCCGAUAAGGGCUUGCGGAUUGUUGGACCCGAAGACGCCAGUUCGGAUGCACGUGCACCCACCAUCGCGUUCGUGCUCGUCGAUGCGCAAGGCAACCACCGCGUGGGCACGAGCAAGGCGAUCCACCAAGCGCUCGUGCGCUCCGCCAUCGGCGCCCAACAGGGCCACAUGUACGCGCACAAACUCGUCUCCUCGCUCGGCCUCGACCUCGCCGACGGCGUGAUCCGCCUCUCGUUCGUCCACUACAACUCCGCCGACGAAGUGCGUCGCACCGCAGACCUGCUCACAGCCAUCUUCCAGACGCUUGUCUAA
This is a messenger RNA of Moesziomyces antarcticus, 1446 nucleotides long. Its product is annotated as selenocysteine lyase. Bases 1 to 1446 code for a protein of 481 amino acids. The record is from RefSeq and is a predicted model, not a curated record. The transcript is spliced from 2 exons. NCBI's taxonomy places the organism in Eukaryota, Fungi, Basidiomycota, Ustilaginomycetes, Ustilaginales, Ustilaginaceae.